CCGAACUAUCUCUAAUGUGGUAAAGGUGACCAUGUUAUGUUGAUAACUGUAAUUAAAAAGUUGUAAGGAUUUUUCAAAUUCUGAUAAGGUGACACCUGGACAAUCUUAUAAAAGGCAAAGUUCUGUUGAUAAUUGCACAUUUCGUUGAUAGACCAAUAAUCAUCACGAUGAUUCACUGUAUUCAAUUGUUUGUUUUGUUUUUCGUGUUUUAUGCGGCAAAGGGCAACGAUUAUUGUUCGUUGAGAUGCGGCAAUGAUGAACAUACUGUUUGUCGUAGAAGAAAUGUGGGUUGUGGUCCCGGCCCACAAUGUAGCUCAAACUUCCGACCGAUACAACUCAGUGAUGACGACAGAAGAUAUAUUUUACAUCUUCACAACAGUCUUAGGAAUAAGGUCGCCACUGGACAAGAAAGACGAGGAAAUCAACCUCCAGCUUCAAAUAUGAAGGCUUUGAGUUACAACAGAGAACUAGAGAACAUCGCACAAUGUUUGACGAACACAUGUAACUUCGGCCACGAUAAAUGCAGACGAACUGCCCAAUGGUCAUGGGUAGGACAAAAUUUAGGCAUAAGAUGGACCAAAGGAUAUCUCGAAAACGUUAGAUCGGUUAUCAAAGAUGUAAUUAAUUCCUGGUAUAAUGAAGUAAAGGACUUCAGGUCAUCAGGGGUUUCGCGAUAUGGAUUUAACUCCCAAGUGGGCCACUACACUCAACAAGUAUGGGCCAAUACAGAUCACAUCGGGUGUGCAAUCACCUUCUUCGUAAAUUCCGAAGGUUGGAACACCCAUCUCAUGGCCUGCAAUUACGGACCAGGGGGUAACUGGCAAGGGGAGCCGAUUUAUAGACAAGGUGUACCAGCAUCGAACUGCGGAGGACUACCUGUCAAUAGGAGAUAUAGUGGUCUCUGUGGAAAUGAUUACCUUUGAACACAAAAUGUAGUGUGUGUUUUUAUUUAUGUAAAAAUGUAGUGUGUGUGUUAAUGUAACAAGAAACGUAUAUCGUUAAUGUCGAUACUUUAUACUUUUAUAAUUUAAAGACCUAUUAAAAUGUUAAAAAAACAGA
Molecule: messenger RNA, 1059 nt
Organism: Diabrotica virgifera virgifera (western corn rootworm)
Lineage: Eukaryota; Metazoa; Arthropoda; Insecta; Coleoptera; Chrysomelidae
Product: venom allergen 5.02-like
Exons: 5
Coding region: 168-923 (251 amino acids)
Cellular component (GO): extracellular region
Source: RefSeq, a predicted model, not a curated record